Molecule: messenger RNA, 18350 nt
Organism: Apis cerana (Asiatic honeybee)
Lineage: Eukaryota; Metazoa; Arthropoda; Insecta; Hymenoptera; Apidae
Product: protein kinase C-binding protein NELL1
Molecular function (GO): protein binding; calcium ion binding; heparin binding
Source: RefSeq, a predicted model, not a curated record
CACGAAUGAACUGGUUAUGAUAACCUAAUUUUAAAAUCGUUUAUUUGUUCCGGAUUUAUAUCUUCAUUUUCUGUUAUAAAACUAUUGAUCGAAGUUUAUUGAAUUUUAAUCGAAGCUAAGCUUUUGAAUUUUUUUAAAAGUCAUACUUUAGAUAAGGAUCUCAAUUUUAAUAGUCUGUACAUUAAAAUUAAAAAAUAAAAUCCACAAGUUUACAGAAGGAUUUUAAUCUUGAUUCGAAAAUGUUUUUGGAAAUUUAUUUAAAACAGUCGAUAAUAUCAAAACUGAAAAUAACGACAUUAUCGAUUUUUUAAAUAAAAACUUGUCAUUUAUUCGAAUAAAGUACUUUAUUAUUAAACUUAAUAUAAAAGGAAAAAUCAAAAAAUAAUAUUAAUCUAAUGAUAAUUUUCAGUCAAUGUAUGUAAGUACAUACUUGGUUCUGGCAGACAGCCUGUCAGACUAAUUCCCAGUUAUCGAUUCCACGUAUACGUGGAAACGCAUCGUUGUGUUGCAUUCAUAGGGUGGGUGAACUGUGUCUUUCUUACAUGCCACUUUACUCAAAAUAUAUUAGAAAUAAUUAUUACAAUAAUAAUUUUAUAUUUUGCUAAUUUAUUUCACAAAAAUUACUCAAUAUAAAUAUUUAUAUUUGUUCAAUCCGAAUGCGUUUACUCAAAUAAUAAAAUAAAUAAUAAUAUUUCAAAUUAUACGAAUCUCUAAAUGAAGUUUUCUUAACAAUUUUAACUUUAACGAAUAAUAUAUAUAAUUUAAAUUCAAAUUUCAUUUUUUCUCAUGUUAAAUCGUGUCUAAACUUGACCAAAUAAAAUAUAAAUAUUUUACAAAUUCAUUACAUAAAUUAUAUAAUUUUAUUAUUGUCAGCAUAUAAUAUGUAUAAUAUAUGUAAUAAGUAUAUUCUACUACAAUGUUUACUAUAUGAAAUUUGACCCGUUUUUCAAAUUCUCCUAGGUGGGACAAUUUUAAGCAACAGUACAACUGUCCUCAAUAGCGCGUUUCUCAAGCGGCUAUCGAAGAAUUCGCGAUUUCGAUGUCGCGGCCAAAUUUCGGAGAUCGUCCUUGUACGCCGACGAUCUAUCCCCCGGCUAUGCAUGUACCAGGGUCGUAUUAUACACACGAUACACCUAUAAUUGCACGUAGGGCGCUUCGUCGUAACGCUUCGUGGAUCGAUAGCUAGGAAAUGGCCGGAAGCCAAGUCCGACGACGUCGUUUCGAGUUUUGCCGUUGUCACCGUAUGGGACCUAACCCCUUUCUUGAAUGUCCCACUUGUAUCGGCCAUCCCCCAACGCGGAACCCCUUCUCACUGCCCUCUUGUUUCUUCUUUGCGCGAGAAGAACUCGUAUUUUCUUGUCAUUCUUCCACGUGGUCUCUUCGAGGAUACAUGGAAGGGUCAGUGCAUUAGAUUCGCUUCACAAAUUUAUUUCGUUUAUUGUCUUUCUUGAUUCUUUUUAAACGAACAAUGGACAACGAUAGAAUAGUUUUUGACAUUAUCACUUUUUCGAAAGUUUGAUUCUACGGAAGCUUGAAAAAAUUGAAAUUGAAAUUUAUAAUUUUUAAAUAUUCUGAAAAUGAUUUUUAAUAUAUUUUUAAUAUAGAUGUAAUUUAAUUUUAAAGUAUGUUUAAAAAAAUAUUAAUACUAAAACUUUUACCAACAAUCGAAUGUGAGCUCAAGAGCAGCAGUUAUUUCACCUGUUCCCCCCAAGAAUUCGUUGUUUGUCUUCCUUUAUGCCUUCAAUCAUCGAGGUUUGAAUCGCGAUCCGGGCUGUGCAAUAGGCGCAACGUGGGGUGCCGUUUAUCCCAGUUUCUUUAAAUUCUCAAGGGCAGCACCGGGGAAAACACCCCCCGGUGAAAUUGUGAUAUCGAAAUAUGAUGCUAUAUUUAACCAGUAGGGUAUACUGCAGAAUAAUAUACGCAUUGUUUCUUUUUUCCUUCGCCUCGUUUGUUCCAUCUAUUUAUUUAAUUACCAGAAAAUUUUACUCUCCUUUUUUUUUUUUUUUUUUCAAUCGAUACAAUAAGCAUAUCGCAGAAAUAGAAUUUAAUUAUUAGAUUUACUUUCAAAAUUAAAAAUAUCGUUUAUAGAAAAUCAAUUAUUAAAUAUAUUAUGAGCUUUACAAUACUUUGCUCCACAUUGAAAUAACUUUAUAGCAAAAAUCUUUUAAUUUGCAAUUAGAUAAUAUAAGUACAUCUCCAAAAAUACAUUAAUCAUCGAAUCAUCAAUCAAUUUUAUAUUAUACAUAUCAUAUAUCUAUAAUUAUCAGUAUUAAAAAUUUUAUAGAUCUGCAUACCACUCCAAAGCCAAUUCCCAAGCAAAAUUAACCAUCAUCAGUCGAAACGAAUUUUACAUAUAAAUCUUCCUUGACGUUAUUCCUUGGCAACACCAUUGCCAAAGUUGAAUGGACACCACGACGUUCGAUAGCCCAUGGCCAGUGUUGAAAACAACAUCAAAGGCGCCUAGGGAGGAUUCCUUAUCCGGGGGAUCUGAAAGGCGACGGCUGGCCGCACGAUGAAGAAAAAAGAAAGGUGGAUCGUGGCGCGUGCCACACGAGGGGUGACCACACCGAGGCUCCUUUUUAUUUUGCGGAAGAUCGUCCACGUAUACCUUUCACCGUGGACAAUGGGGUCGUGGCUGAAGGACGUAUCAGCUCUCAGCCAAGGGUAACGGGCAUCGUAAAUGAUCCAUGGAAAGCAGCUGCACAUGUUUUCCCAUUUUCACAAACUUUCUUGCUUAAACACGUGAUAAUCAUGAAUUUCGAAGAAUCUUGUUCAUAUAAUCAUAGUUGUUAAAAAUGGAUUGUUUUAUGGCCGUUAAAUGAAGCAAUAAAUAUUCGUUAAAAAUGGACAAAGACAACUUGUUAUAAAAUAUAUGUCGAAUAUUUAACGUGAUUGGAUAUGAAUUUUUCAAAUCGAUUAUGAUAGAAAACUAUGCACAUAAAUAAAGCAAGAAAAAGGAAUAAUAAAUUUCUAAUUUCUCUGAUCGAUAAAAGGACACGAUAUCUCGCCAAAGAUACGUUGAACCACUCAAUGUAUUACUAAAAAUAAACAAUACACAAAUUAAAUUACAUACUAAAUACCAAAUUAAAUCAUCGAAACCAGCAAAAGUUGUUAAUUAAACAUUAAUUAAACAGUUUAAUGGUAACAAGUCAAGCACUCGAAUGUUGCGACACCAUAGAGACAUUGGCAGAAAGGUUUCGGGGAGCCGCAACAACAAGUUGCAACCACCUGGCGAGGGCAAUGCCGGCCACCCAGCGGCCUCCAGGUGCUCCCAAAACCCCCUGUCUCGUCCCGCAUGCCUGCUGCCGACGUGGACGUCGUCGUUCAUGGAAAAAGGAGCGCGAUCCCGUGCACGAGACGCCAUGCAACAUCUCCCCGUGCCUCCCUGUCCAACGGGGGGCAACAGUGUCGUUCUGGAACACGCGCGAAUCAACGUUCCAAAAUCGAUACGUACAUCUGCCGCAACGUAGAGUCUAUUGACUCCUCUGCUCGGAGCAUCUCCAAGGCGACUCAGGAUGGAACGCGCGGCGUGUCCCGCUUUCCACGGAAAUCUCGUGGGAGAGCAGACGGUUCUCGUGGCGACUGGCGACUCCAUGGUUUAUUGAUACCAUUGUAGAGUGAUCUGGAAGCGUUUCUGAAUUUUUUUCACCAUCCUAAUUUAGGACAAAUGGAUUUUGGAAGGGAGCCGUCGUGGUGUGCGCCCGGACGACUUUGGGCUAGUUCGUCUUCAGAGUCUUUAAUCUGGGAGAUGAUUGAUAAUGCUCGCAACGUUCCAAGACUGGCCUGUAUACGUACGUACUCUCGAUUCGGUUGAUUACUUCAUUUUAUUCCGAUGGAGUCAUUUUGUAGAGGCUUGGAUAUAUAUAUCGGUCGAGUAAUCCAACAAAGGGGCGUUUUACGUGUUCCGGGAGCCGUGUGCCAACUUUAAGAAAAGUGGACAAAAAGUCGCGAUAAAUUUUUAUGGAUCGCAUUUACUUCGAAUUAUUUACUCCGCAGUAAUAAUAUUAUAUCACCUGAAUACAUACAUGAUUAUGUACAUAUAAGUGUAACGUUAAAGAGAUAUAUUGUAAUAAUUGUAUUUAAUGAUAAUCGAUUUCCAGGGAACUUAAAACUUUUGCGAAUCCCAACGAUUGUUUUAUAUAUUUUUUUAAACUAGUAAGAAAUCAUGAUUUUAUAAUACGAAAAUACGACCGAGUUGAAAAUGAUUUAAAGAGAAUGAAGAACGAAAGCGAAGCAUGGCAUUCGUUGUCGAAAAAGAAUUUUGUUUGAAUAAUCGACGAGCGAUCGACUGAUCACUCUCGAAACAAGCGUAUUUUACAAAACGCCAAUUUCAGUGCAAUUCCCUCAUCGAUGCAAGCUAUUAGUUUCCGCGAUCGAUCCGUGUCACACGACACCGCCGUUCAUGGUAUACCAUUCAUGCAGCCCGCUGUAAAAAGAGAAUACGUAUCCGUUCGUCCACGGAGGAAAGAUGCGAUCCCCGAUAAAACGAUCAAAAUUAUCGCACUUAUGCAUCUCGUGAACCCAAACAAAGAUUUAUUAUCGAACGCAAUAAAUAAAAAAAUAGAUUAAUAAUCAAACAACUUUUACAAUCUCUUUAAUGUUUUUCAUCAUAUCACAAUCUUGUUUUCAUAAUUCAAAGAUUAAACUAGAUUAAAAUUUAUCGUUUCGACAGUUUGUUUGCGUUACAUUUUCAAACAGUUAAAGUAUAAAUCAAAAGUAUAAAAAGAUGGAAAUCAAACGAUACAAGGAAAGAGGAAAAAUUAAGAAUACCAUCCAAAAAAAAAAGAAAUACACGAUCUUAAUAUAACAAUCUCAGAAAUAUAACGAAAUAAAAGAAGCUAGCGAUCGCGAUACAAAAGAAAAGAUAGAUGCAUCGAUUGAUAGAUAGAGGCAGCACCGCCCAAAAAGCGAAAGACCGACGGAAAGAGGCUUAACCGACACAGCGUAACGAGAAGGACGAGAAGGAGAAAGACACUGGUCGCCGCAGAGUAAAGAAGAGAACGAGUGGAGGGGGGCGCAGAGCGAAGGAGGGAGGAAAGAGCGUGCGAGCGUAGCAGCGCUCCGUUGAUGGCACAGGUCGGGCAACGGGGGGUGGUUUCGAGACGUCGCGUUGCGGGGCAUCGAUUUCGGGCCAGGCCGAUGGCAUCGGCGGGGUAUCGAGGGGCGUCCCGACGUGGUGGCGCGUCGCGGCGCUGCUGCUGCCACUGUCGUACCCGAAAGCUACACCGGCCUUCCAACUACCACCGCGGCUCUGCCCUCUCCUACCUCGAGGCUCCGUCCUGCUCUGCCCUCCUGUCCCCGCGGCGGGGCAGGGAGGAGGCGCACGGCUGGUAUAGAGCGCGCUCGCGAAAGCCGGCUGCGCGCGAGUCGGCGGACGUGUGCGGCGGAGAGCGUUGCGGGCCGCACGAGCUCGCCACGGACGUAGCCGAACAACCGCUUGGCAGUCGCGCGACCAGAGACCACCGCGUCGUGGUGCUGCCAGCCUCGAGUGCCUCAGCUCAGAGCGCGAGGAGACUUGGCCUCUACUACUCUGGCUGGCACUGACGUACAGACACGGGGGACGACGCACGCGGGACCACGAGGUUCAGUACACGCCGACGAGUCCACGAGGACGGAUCUAUCCUAUCCAUCCGCGUUUCCAAUCUUUUCUCUCCCGCUUCACACCACAAUCAUGAGCGGAUACAGCGAAUUUUCGGAGUCGCUCGUAAAAUAGAAAACGAUAUAUAUUUGUAUAUACAUGUAUAUGUAUAUAUAUAUAUAUAUAUAUAUAUAUAUAUAUAUAUAUAUCUCGCGUUUCUUAUUAAUUUUUUGUAAUAUUGGAUUACGAGUCAGGAGUAUCGGAGAGAAGUGAGAAGACGUGAACGGGCAGAUACAUAUGGACGGAGUAAAAGUAGCCUAGGACGUGACUGCACGUUUCGUACACGAAUGCGUGGUGUAGCCGGAUGCGCCGGUGCACCACCAGCUGCAGCUGUCAGUGCCGCUACUACCACCACCGCUACCAGCACCGCCGGUGCUGCCUACCGCCGCCGCUGCUGCUGCCGCCGCCGCCGCCGUCGUCGCCGCUGUCUCGCUGGUGCUGCUGCCGCUGGCGGAGGCUCGCAGAGGUGUCCACCUCGUGGCAGUCGACACUUUCUGCCGGACGGUAGUGGUGUCCAGGCGCGCUGGACAUACGACGAGCCGCAGCCGGUUGCCGCUGCGCCGUUGAAAGAGCGCAAGGACUAGGAGCGCGACUCGACGAAGGAAGGAAGGAAGGAAACAGCGGAGGGAUAAGGUGCGGCGCGAAGGUGGUUGGUGGCACACGGGUGCUGUUCGCCGCUGCUCAAUGGCGAGGACACUGUAUUUUUGUCGGUGUUAGAGCAAGGAUCGGCGGAGCGGGAAGAAGGAAAGGAAGAGGAAGGAAGGAGAGAAGGGCUCGGAGAAGGAGCAACGAGUGCGACGAACCCUUUCGUUACUCCCUUACACGCACGCAGGCUGCACACUCGUGCACGUACGCCGCGAGAGCCGCGACGUGUCGCCGGUAAUACAGCGUGUACGCUUUCGUUUAAAGGGUUUCUUCCCUCCGACGUGAACGCGCCUAGGAGUGCCGGAUCGCACGCGGUUCCUCCUCUUCACGAGUCGAGUUCCGUCGGGGUGACUUGCGUCGCGUCUACCUUUCGCGUAGUUCCUGUCCCUUCCUCCACCUCCCAUUUUGCGAUGUUGUCCAAGUGAACAGGACUGAAACAAAGAACGAAGAAACGGAGAAAUGAAAGCGCCAGAGAUCUACCGACAAAUCUUACCUGUAUAAACCACCUGUAUAAACUACAUACACACACACACACACGCGUAUAACCGAAGAGGAAGAAAGUAAUCUUCGCGAGAAACAACGAAGUUAAGAAAGUACUCCAAGUUAUAAAUUAUUCGUCUCGGAAGAGGAACGAAGAAGAAGAGGGAGAAAGAGUCACGAGUUGGUGAUCGGUGGCGGGCGUGUUGGUGGUGAUCGGUUCGGCAGGUCGUGGUGAUGCCUCUUAGCCGCGGAUCCUCGAGAUCGCUGGGUGUCGUAGGUAAGGACGCCGCAAUCCCGGUCGCAUACGGCGCCGUUGCGACGAGGACACGCUGACGAGUGCAGCACCCGGUGGCACGGCGGUGGUCGCUCCUCCAGGCCAUGUAUUACGGUCCGGCAACAGAGCAUAGAAUCGGCAGCAGCUGCAGUGUCAGCGACGUUCACAAGCCACCACGUCCGAGACGGCGUAGACGCGUUGCCGCGGCGUCCCGCGUCGCGGACGACGCCGAGAACGAGGACGAGCUCCCGUACCGAAGGGACGAACCACCGGCUUACGUGGUCCUCGACGUGCAAGCGAAGCGCGGGGGAGAACACGGGGAUGGAUGUCACGUCGCGCCGAGGCCGGGCAGAAGACGGGCUCGCGGAAACGCGAUUAGGAUACUGCUGCUCGCCACUGCCGCUGCCUUCCUCGCGCUCGCCGUCUCUCCUGUGUCUGGCACGACAAACAAGAAAGAGGAAGAGACGGCGGUGGCUACUGUUGGCGUCACAGAGGAGAGCACUAGUGUCCUGGGCACGAGAUCCAGGACAGGAAGCGAUCCUGGUGGAGGUAUAGAUUUGUUGGCAGCGUUACAGCUGCACAACACAACACGACUGGGUGUUACACAGGUGCCAGGACUGGUUAGAUUAAAACCAGCCUAUUAUCUUCAGGGCGAGGAGAGGGAGCUCCGACUGAACGAGGCGAGCUUCGAACGAGCGGCCACGCUACUCCGGCGGGUUCCGGAAUUCACUAUAGCCGCCGCUCUACGACAAGAGGAGGCCAAUUCCGGGACAAUCGUCGCCUUUUCACAUGGGAACAAUAGAUAUUUGGAGCUGCAGAGCAGCGGCCGUAAAGACGAACUUCGACUGCAUUAUGUAUCACGCCGGGACGGUAGUGUCCACGUGGAGGCGUUCCCUUUUCGUCUGGCCGACGGCGCUUGGCACAGGGUCGCCCUGAGUGUAAGCGGCUCGCAGGUCGAGCUGCUCGUCGACUGUCAUCCUUUAUACAGGCGGUUACUUAGGCCUGGACCACCUGACACCAAUUUCACUUUGCCACAAUUGCAACUCUGGGUUGGCCAGAGAAAUGUCAGGCACUUUCUCUUUAAGGGUGCUUUGCAGGAUGUGAAGCUGAUACCAGGCCCCCAUGGCUACCUUUCCCAAUGUCCCCAACUCGAUUCGUCUUGUCCCACUUGCGGUCAAUUUUCUAUAUUACAAAACACGGUGGAACAGCUGAUGCAUAAUCUGAACGAGCUCACGCGUAGGCUAGCCGCUGCAGAGGGCAGGAUAAGCAAAGUGGAGGAGUGCGAGUGCCAAAAGUCGUGCAGGGCAAAUGGCACCGUUCACGAGGAUGGUGCGACCUGGGAAAAGGGUUGUCAACAGUGUUCCUGCGUUCAUGGGGAGAUUGAGUGCAGGCCGACACCCUGUGCGCCUGUAACCUGCAAGAAUCCCGUCAUUCCUCAAGGACAAUGUUGUCCUAUAUGUUUAAAGCAAUGUUAUUUGCACGGAGUAAUUUACGAUCACGGUGAGAAAGUUUCGCCGAAACAGUGCGUAGAAUGCGACUGUUUCGAUGGCAGCUUCACUUGCCAGAGAUUCGACACUGAAACAAGAUGUCCGCCAUUGCCCUGUCCGCCGAGCGAACAGAUCAGCGUAGCCGAAGAAUGCUGCAAGUUCUGUCCGGGGGUGGACUACUGUGCGAAGGGCCACAAGUGUCAUGCUAAUGCGUCCUGCCUGAAUCUGCAGACAACGUACGCCUGCCAUUGCGAUAUCGGUUUCCAGGGGGACGGUCAUAACUGUCACGACAUAGAUGAAUGCAAACAGCAAGGUGGCUCCGAGGGGCAUCAUUGUAACGCAAACACUAAAUGCGUGAACGUGAACGGCUCUUACACGUGCGAGUGUCUUCCGGGUUACCACAGAGUAGACAAAUUCAACUGCGCCGAGUUAGACGAGUGUGCGACUGGUCAUCAUGCGUGCGAUGAGCACGCCACCUGCGUGAACACAGCAGGAAGUUACUAUUGCAUCUGUGAAGAUGGCUACACUGGCGAUGGUUACACAUGCAAACCUGUUUGCAAUCAAACCUGUCAAAAUGGCGGUGAAUGCGUGGCGCCAGGAAGGUGUUCCUGUCGGCGUGGCUACAUAGGCAAUAGUUGUGAAUUAGAUUUGGACGAGUGUGCGAGUGAUUUACAUCGGUGUCAUCAAUCAUCAACGUGUUUCAAUAUGCCCGGUUGGUAUUAUUGUCGUUGUAAACCGGGUUACAGAAGCGCCCUCCAUGAUAGUACUCAGGGUACACAAUGUCUCGAUAUCGACGAGUGCAAUGACCAAACGAUCGAGAGGAGGCAUACCUGUCAUCCUAGCGCUAAGUGUGUCAAUACCGAGGGUGGUUAUGAAUGUAUUUGCCCGCCUCAAGAGGAAAAUAGUACUAUGGAGGAAUGUAGACUGAGUUGUUGGUUCGAAAAUCAAGAAGUGAAAAACGGAGAAACUCUAGCACCAGCCGAAAAUCCCUGUAGGAGAUGCACUUGCAAAGAUGGUGUUGUUACAUGUAGGGACCCGAUUUGCGAUUGCAGCGCUCCGGGAAGUCAUCGGGAUAAAUGUUGUCCGCAAUGCGAUCCUGCGGCUUCCUGCAGGCAUCAAGAACUUCAUCAUCUAGUCUUCAGAAGUGGCGAACGAUGGAUAUACCAAUGUCAGACUUGUGAAUGCCUGUACGGCGAAGUAGACUGCUGGCAAAUGGAAUGUCCACCAGUGACUUGCUCAAACCCUGUGACAGAGGAUGGGGACUGUUGUCCUCGUUGUGAAGACGAUCCCUGCGCGAGAGAAACGUUUGGAAAUGACACCUCUCUCUCGGUAUUAACUAGGCCACAACCUUGCAGCUACUCUGGAAUUAUUCACGAGAGUGGCAGCUCCUGGCAGGAUCCUCAUGACAAGUGCACCACGUGCGAGUGCAAGGUGCCGUACUGCGCCCAAUUGGUGAGCAAUAGCGCGUGUUGUGUGCAUCGGACGGGCAGCUAUGCUGCAGCUACGAUUACGGCUGCGCUGGCGAUCUGGGCAGCAACAAGCAGCAGCAACGUCCUCCAGUCGUUGUUCCUGAGCCUGUCGUACGCAGUCUACCGAGUUCUACGCGGUCACCGAUGGUCGAUGGUGCAUCGGAAGCAGCUGUAUCAGCGGUUACCGCUUCCGCUAGUGCAACACCAGUCACCAGCGCUCACCUCCUGUCGGCAUCGUCUUCUUCCUCCUCAUCCAUUAACAACGCCGCCGCCGGUGGUGGGUCGACCAUCAGAAAAAUUCACUGGAACGUACAAAACAACCUGCCAAAACCAUCCCAACAACAGAGGGACGGUCGUCACGUCAGAGUGCAAACACAGCAACAACAGCAAAUUUUACCGACAGCCAGGUACCAGCUGGUUUCUGGAGCAGCGACGACGUCGUCGUCGGCGCCUGAACGCGUUGCAUCCGCGUCGACGUCGUCGACGACGACGAUUAAAGCUCCGAACACGAAAUACGAGGGCAAAUCACAGACGUCUGCAUCGAGGCGUCAACGCGCUAAAGCGGCCAACAACAGUCUUGGGAACCUGCGUCAGCGCAGCAAUGUGUCCUUCGUACCCUCCCCCUCCUCCGCCUCCUCCUCUUCCUCCUCCACGUCAUCGCUAUCGUUCUCGUCACCUCUCGCAAUGCUGGUGCCAUCUGGAGCAAACCUCGAGCCGCGAGCCGAGAACAUCUCGGCCAGUAACAGCAACGGUACUAGCGAGAAUGUGGUCACAAAUGGUUACCGUCAGCCGGCAUCAACAGGAGGGCACCAUCGGCGUAGCGAUGGCGGAGAAUCCGUGGCGCGCAACAGUGGUGCCACCUGAGGCUGACGCUCGCGUGGACAGUUAGAAGAGAAAGAAAUAAACACUGGCAAGGCAUUCCAAGGGGUGUAGCACGGGAACUGGGCCGUGGCCCGAUAUAGGAGCGAGUUUGGAGAAGCGUUCUCUCUCUAUGGUCAUCUAUGAUCGUCUAAUCGAGGGUGUUGUCGAGGGAAGCGAGUGCACUGAACAAGAGGAACGCGACCACGGAGUGAAACACUGAAAAGCACAACAAGGGGAGUCCGUUUGGAUUUGAUUGUUCGACGAUCAUGGGCAACGAGCGUGAUAAACACGCUAAGGAUGAAAACGUCCAGUUUCCUUGACGAGAUCGAUCCUCGUCCAACUUCCAGAAAUCGUUGCGUAUCUAGAUCGUCUAUCAAGAUACAUUUCUUAUUAUCUGUGGUCUGUGCUUGUCCGACUUGAGUCACGAUAGGACGUGGAAAAAGCUAUCGAUACUCGAGUUUGGAUAUAGAUUAGGUCAAGCUUGGCGCUUCGAGGACACAGUGUUCAGCGAGGAGUAAUGAUUGACCGGGGAAAGUUAGGUGUGCCAAAAAUGUGAGCCAGCCAACAUCGAGAACGAAGUUGAAGUUUCUGUUUGCGACGGCAUACGCGGACUCGAUAUGUUCUCUCUGAUUACUUUCUUUCUUUUUAAACUUUUUUCUUUCUUUCUUUUUUUUUCUUUUCUUUUCUUUUCUUGUCCCGAAGAGAUCGAACAAUCGAACAGAGGGCGGGUCCGUCAUUGUCGUUGAUCGUUGAUCGGACGAAAUGUCUUUCCUCGCGUUUUGAGCUGGGUCAAGCAUAACACAAGUGAGAGAGAAUCGAGAAACUGAGCCCGUGACGCGCGGUGUCCUUCGGAGCGUUCUCUAAUAAAAAGCAACACCGAUCACACGCUUUCGCGAUUCCUUUCUUUGGCAUAAUUUCCAUGUUGAACAGGUAGCGCACAAUAUUUGGGCCUUAUAAAAAUUAUAAACAGGAAAACGAAAAAAUAAAAAAAAAUAAAAAAGGAAGGGUGUCUUUCUUCGUCUUUUCGCCAACGGAAAGGCUAAUAUGAAUCGUGUAAUUUGAAUCGUGUUCUCUGUUUUUAAGGCAAGAUGAGAAUAUAAAAAAAAUAAAAUGAUAGGAAUUAGUAAUUUACCGUAAGGAAUUGAAUAUCCCAACGAGAAGGACAAAGAAAUAAAAAUAUCGAAUUGCGUUAAAGAAGAGCUCCGUAAUAUACUUAUUAAUAUAUACAAAUAUAUAUAUAUGUAUAUUAUAUAUAUAUGUAUAAAUAUAUAUAUACGCGAUGUAUAUUCAAUAUACGGAAUCAUGCGUGAAACAUAAACGAUUCUAUUUAUAGAGUAAUGUGAAUCGAGAUCGAUCUUGUCGAUUAUAAGAUAAAAAGAAAGGAAAAAGUACGUGUACACUUACAUAUAUAUAUAUAUAUAUAAAAAAAAAAGAGUAUUCUACAAUGGAUCAUAUCUCGACAAUAUAAGGUAAACGCGCGAUAUACACCAAAUUAUCAUAAUGCGGACAUUAUAGAGAUCGUGUCUUCUUGGAUAAAAUGGAAGCGAUUAAUUAAAAGGGCAAAAAAAAAAAAAAAAAAUAAAGUGGAUAAAAAGUCGUAUAGUCUUUACGCUUGAAACGUUAACGUUUAAGAGUCAUCAUCGUUAUGUAUUAGGAUAACGCGAAGAUUCCGAUUCUCGUGAAGAUCUUGAGAGAGAGAGAUAGCAACACGCUUUUUUGUAGACAGCCAAUUAUAAGCCGGUUCAGUUUCUCUGGUUCUGAAACGCUGAAUGGUUUAUGCCUGAUCCAUAUGUGUCGAAUCAUAGAGCGCGCAACCUGUGCCUCCGAGGAUUCAACAUCCAUUUAGUCUUCACUAUUUAUAUACAGUGAAAAAUUAAACGUGUUCGUUCGAUUGUUUCAAACAAAAAUUACAUUUCAGAUAUUAUAUUUGUACUUUAUUACAAUAUUCUUUGAUAAUUGCGUAUAAAUAUAAAGUCACUUGAAUCCGUUAAAAAAACAGGUUAGAAAGUUUUCAGAUUUGGUUUAGUUAUAGUGACAAAAUAAGGUGAGAUGCUCAAGUAAUAUUUUGAAAAGUGCAUUGUUAUUAAUUGAAUUUAUGCAAUUUUUUCGGUUGAAAUUAAGGAUACGUUUAAUUUUUUACAGAUGUAAUUGGGUAUUCUGUUCAAUUAUAAGUUGCAUACCGGACGAUGAACGUGCCGGUUUGCUUGAACGAUUCUUUAUCUCGCUCAACCCAAUGCGAUCACUACGACUACAUUCCUCCUUGAUUAACAAUAAGUAGGCACUAAAAAAAUGAGAGAAACAUAUAAAUAUAUAUAUAUAUAUUUAUAUUUAUAAAUAUUUAUAUAUAUAUAUAUAAAUAUAUAAAUAAACGAAGAAAUAAAAAUGUGGAUAAAUUAAUUAAGUAAAGAAGCAAGGAAUGGAUGGAUAAAUAAAAUAAAUAAAUAAAUAAAUAUAAUAUAUAUACACAUAUGUAUAUAUAAAUAUAUAUAGUGUUGUAUAAAAGUUUUAGGUCACUUAUCAAACAAGAAUAUUUCGUUUUUAUGAUAUUUAAUAUUAAUAUUAUUUUAAUUUUAUCAUUAUUAUUUAAUUAAAAAAUGUUUGAUGCAAGAAUUAUUAAUUAGUUUGAAAAAUAUAAAUUAAUCUAAAAAAUAAAUAUUCUGUACGUGUUACUUUUAUUUUUCUUUGCAAUUGUUUUUUUCUUUUUUUUCUCUAAAAUUGUUCUCCAUUUUUCUAUUUUAUUGUAAACGGUAUCAUUUUCUAUUAUUUAUUUUAAUAUUUUAAUAUUUUUGAAUUAAUAUAUUCAAUAAGAUAAUGAACAAAUAUAGAAAUUUAUUUUCAUGUGAUAAAAUAUGAAAUAUUUCAUAUGUAUGAUACAUAUUUAGUUAACAAUAAUAAAAUUAAGUAAUAUAAAUGAUCUAAGACUUUUUGUAUAGUACAGUAUAUAUAUAUAUACAGGAAAAGAAUUAAUAUAACAUACAUGUACGUAUAUAUAUAUUUAUAUAUAUAUACAUAUAUAAAAAUAAAGAUGAAGCAUUCAAAUAAUGAAUCAAUUAAUGGCAAAAGAAGCGUACAUUCGUAAUCGUUUAUUCGAUGUGCAAUAACGUAACGGUAACGGCUUAAUUUGUAAAGAAAGCUAUUAGAUACGCGGAACCAGUGUUGCUCUAUACAUAACAAGGGAGGAUUUUCAUUAGUGUAACACGAACAUUUGUUAGUCACAGUCGCGUGGCGGCUGUUACCCUCUAGUAUUCCACUAUGCUUAAACCUUUGAUUUCUUUUUUUUCUUUCUUUCUUUUUUUUUUUUUUUUAAUAUAUAUUCAACGAAAUUUCGAGGAAUAUCAUUCUUAGGCAUUUGAACUGACUCGUGGAAAAAUUGUGGCGCGGAGGACAGCCAUUUUGUAUUAUAAAAACAACGAAGAAUUGACGUAAGAUGGCGGCCAGUCAUGCGACUUGGAAGUUCAGAGCACUCGUACGAAAUGACGACGAUUCGUUUCAAUUUUUUUUAUAUAUACAAGAAUAUAUAAUUUUCCAUCGCGACCAUUGAAAAGAAACGAAGAAUAGAAAAGGUCGCAGGUAGUUCCUCAAGUUAAAGAAGAAUUGAACAACGAGCCUUGUGCACUUCGUACGUGUACACGAACAAGAUAUAUACACAUAUACACACGCAUAAAUAUGAUAAAUGAGGGGGAAAAAGAAAACGUGCAUUGGGUAGUAAAUUAAUCAUUAUUGAUCGAUGAACACGCUGCGUUGCUCUGAUUGUAUAUAGGAUGUGUAAUAUUAGACAACAUAUUAGCGAGGCGUACACACACAUACAUACAUCAACAAGUUAUAGAGAACCAGAAGGCUAUUUCCUUCGUGGAAAUUUAAUUAACGAACGAAUUAACACAAUUUAAUGACACCGAGUCAAAAAUCAAGAUCGAUACAUGACACGAAUUUAUUGAUGUGUGACAAAAAGGAUGAUGAUGAAUGAUGAUGGAUGAUGAAGAGAGAAGGAAAUUUUCUCCGAUUAUUUUCGAUAAAUUAACCUUUAUUGCCACGUGAAAUUUUCAAAAAUUAAGACCAACGUUGAAUUUUCUCUCUCUUUAAAUCGUUUUAUAUAUAUUUAUCGUUUUAUACAUUUUCUCUCUCUCUUUUUCUCUUUCUCUUUCUCUCUCUCUCUCUCUCUCUCUUGUUCUCUUCGCAAUGUUUUUCAAAAUUCCAAGACGAGAACGGGACAAAGAGAUCGGCGCAUCGUAUCGUAAACUAGCAUACAAUUAAUUGAUAAAUAAAUAGAAUUGUAUUAAUUAUUGUAUUAUCGAUAAAUAAUCGUGUUAAGCAUUUACGACAAAUUAAUCUCGAGGAGUGGGGAUAAGAAGAGGAAGGACGAGUCUAAAUAUUAUAUAAAUGUAUAAGUGGAAACGAAAGGAAAAAAAAGGACAAAAGAGGAAAUAUCAGAAUCAUUGAAAAUUAGAGGCGAUAUUAAUUAUUAAAGAUGUACUAUGUUAGAUGUAACGUUGCGUGGCCGGAAGAGGAGAGGAGAAGAUGAAUAGAAUGUUCCGUUGCCAGUUUUAGUUUUCAUGUAAUAAUAUUUUCAUAUUAUCACACAUCGUAGUCUCUAAGAACAUUCAACAUUUUUUGAACGGACAAAAAAUAAGGGAAAAUUGAUGAAUUACCUCGUAUUUUACGUUUGAGAAAACCGAAAAUUAUUCAACGAACUUCGAUUUCGCCAUGGAUGGAAUCAUAAGUCUCCCCUUCGAGGGACAAUUAAGAAUUAACUUAUUUCUGGCAACGUGGCAUUUGUCCGCCAUCAUUCGUGCGUUGUCCUUUUAUUCGAUUAGACAAGAUAGCCAAGACAGAUCUCGUUAUGAGGUAGAUAGGACAUGUAAGUAUAAAUCGUUAGGUAGGGUAGAUACCUGAAAGCAGGGCGGCGAUAAACUGAGCCAAUGUCGCGUGCCAUAGCGAGUUUAAUCGUAAUAGCAUUCACUCGUUGCUCUUCGUACUUUGGAUAGAUUUGAAAACUCAGAAAAAAAAAAAGAAAAAAAGAAAAACAAAAAAAAAAGAAAAAAGAGACGAAAUAAUCGAUAAAGGAAAACGACGAAAUAUGGAAAAACUUACCUACCUUUCACUGGGAAAAUACAAAAAGGGAAACGAACUCUAAAAACUGUUGAUAAAAAAAGAAAAAGGAAAGAAAUAAGUAGUUAAGAAACAGCGAAAGAGAUCAGCUGGAAGACCUCUUUUAUAGUGUUACUUAAUUAUUAAUAACAAUUUACCACGUUAUUCCUGACUAUUGUUAGUUAAAUGCCUAAUUACUUAUUAUCGAAGUAAUUAACUACACAACGAUUAACUAGUAAGCGCUUUUAAAUUAAAGAAAUAUUAACGAGGAUCUAAUUACAGCCAGCCUAGUCUCAGUUUACUCUGUGCUAACACGUAGACGUUUUUACCGUUACUAUCUACUGGCACUAACUUGUUACCGUCAUCAUCAUUGUUUCGUUCGAUUUCGUCAUGUACAUGUGCGAUCAGCGGAGUCUGCAUUAACUUUCGUGGCCUAACCUUUGCAAAUACGAAACAAAUACGAAAGGGAAAUUAUUUUUUAUCUUUUAUUUAUUUUUUUUUUUUCUAAGAAUUGAAUACAUCGAGCAAAUACUUUCUUAAUCUUAAUUUUCUCGAUCCAAGGAUUUUUUCCAUUUUAUUUCCAUUUCUUCUAUUCAUCGCAUUGUUAUUUUAUGGCCACAGAAGUGGCUGCAGCAUCCCAGUCUAUCUGGUACAACAUCGAACCGGACGAAUCAAACGAAUCGUUGCUAGUAUUAUACUUGUCUCGAUACGCAUACUAAUGGCUGGCGCAAUCGUCACUGCCGAAAUUAUCAUCGUCAUCUUUGUUCAUUUUGAUUAUAUCCUAUCAGGGUACAGGCGGUCGACAACUGAGCGUCGAGUUUGUAAAAUUGUUAACCACGUGCUCUUUAAACUAACUAAUUGUCAUAACUAUUGUCUAACUAUUUACUAAACUUAACGCUGUCAUUGAAAUGGUCACAACUCGCGAUAUAUAAAUAGGUAAUCUUGUUUCUUUUUUUUUUUUUUUUUCCGUACAAAUCGAUCGAGAUUGUGAAUCUUGGAUCGAUACACGAGCGUAUUGAGACCGACACGACCGGGAAAAGAAGACGAAAUCGAGUGUUUGCGUCUGCGCCGCCCUCUGCAUAUAGGUGUACGCUACCUGGUGAUGUGACGUCGGUAAAUUCAAUUAGACUGUACGAACGUGGAAACGUGAAAUUUCGCUCUUCCAAAUGUGUAUGUGUACUGAUCACUCUUCGACUGCCGUACAUUCAAAUCCACUGUUUCGUCGAAUCAACUUAGGCAAACGUAUCGGGAUACGUUUGGUUAAGGGGCAAAUAUAAUCUUCGUUGAUUUUUGAACGUUUAUUCCAGCUACAUGGAAUUGUGAAACGAUCAACAUCACAAUCUUACGAUUCUUGUACCAUUUAUUCCAUUUAUGUGGGAUGGGAAUCGUUAUGCGGGUGAAGUUCGCGCGAAAUAGGUUAGGUCGACUUAUGUUUGGUAUAUACGGCGAAUAAAAGAAAAAAGAAAAAAGAAAAAAGAAAAGAAAAGAUCAAAAUAAGUAAUUAAUAUCAUAAUCAUCGGGGAUUUAUGAUGUUUUGCCGAUGUCAUGUCACUAACAUCAUAUUACCCCUCGGUAUUUCCGCCUACCUUGUCCUUCCUCCUUCCCCUGACUCUUCCUUCAGUCGCCAGUAUCAAGUCUCCUCGAGCGAACGAAACGUUCUCUGACCGAACUGAAUUCGUUUCUACCCAUUGCUCACGAUUAACCCAUGUAUAAUCAUGAGACUGUUGACCAAUACGAAACCGAUCGUGUUGUCCAAGAUGAUUGACUGACUGAAAAUUCUUGUUAACCCUCUAUAGACAACAUAUAGUUCCUAGCUUAAUUUCAUCCCAUCCAAAAAUAUAAACCAUAAUAUAAGCCCAACUUUCUCAUUCAGAUUUAAAGGUAAAGGUUUUGAAAGGUAACGAUGAAGUUGACUCAGGUUGUUUAACUAACGAUGCGAUAUAGACAUAGUCUAUACUGAAACUUGUAAAUUCAUCCUAGAUGAAAUUCGUUGUAGUUCGGGUAUAACUUAACAUAACCUUAAUCGAAACAACUUCAGAGACUUGUUAUAGCGCUAGUUAUAUCAGGCCUAGCUUUAAUCUCGGUAUAAUAGCGUUAAUCUAACGUUAAUCGUUAUAAGGUUAAACCUAUAAAAGGUUACAUAUGAUCAAGGGUUAACGAAGCAACGAUUCUUGGACUCGAUCGUUUCCUGUUGGUCGUGCAAAUCGUUUGUAACCGCGUGCAACGAUUAUCUUGAGCGUUUUAUGUCGGUCAUGGACUGAAGCUGGGUGCGGAAAGGAAGUAUAAACGAAUAUUAUAUAUGUAAAUCUCGAAUUUUUGGGAUCCAGAAUGCUAUGAUAAAAAAAGGAAAAGAAAAAAAAAACGUGUUUUCGAGCGUCGCCCGGAUGAAUAAAAAGCAAUUACUAUAUCUA